This is a messenger RNA of Tilletiaria anomala UBC 951, 4319 nucleotides long. RefSeq lists its product as uncharacterized. The record is from RefSeq and is a predicted model, not a curated record. Lineage: Eukaryota; Fungi; Basidiomycota; Exobasidiomycetes; Georgefischeriales; Tilletiariaceae. The transcript is spliced from 2 exons. The coding region runs from base 99 to 3995 and encodes 1298 amino acids.
CUGGCAGCGGGCAUCUGCCACGCCGCACAGACAAGCAGAAGCACAAGGGCACAAGGCGAGGGCGCUUGUAUAUAUAUAUACAGCUUCAUGCGGCGGUGAUGGGAACGCUGAGCCUCAUGCCGGCGGUAGUUACAUCCUCGUCAUCCCACGCCGACUACGACUCGGCGCCGACAUCGCCUUUCGGCGUCGGCGCGUCCUACAAGAUGGAUCGCGUGCCCAGCCCCUUGUCGUCAGGGUCGCCCUCUGCAAGGCGGCGGCAGCAGCAGCAGCAGCAUACGUCGCCGUACAGCAGCCCUUCGCCGGCUGGCGGCACUUCAAACGCACCCCUCGCGUUCCCGGCGGACGUCGGCGCCUCCGAGCUGGAAGAGGCGAAGGAAAAGGAGGAGGAGGAGGAGCUCAACGAUUAUGCACGGCUGAUGGCGCGCCUCGAGAACGUCGACAUGAACGUGGACGCAAGCGCAGACACCCAGAGCGACAGUGCCACUGGCCUCGGUGCCGAGGGCAUGUGCGUGCGCAGCAUCAGCGACGGCAAUGGCUCGAGCAGAGUCGCCGCGGCUGUGGUGGGCUCGUCUGCUUCCACGCAGGCCUUGCCGGCCUACGCCAGUCUGCAGUAUCAGAGCGACCCAUCAAGCAGCAAUGCAGUAUCAUCUUAUGCCGCACAGCAGCUCCGACCGAGCGCGAGCAAGGCCGCUUUUGGCUCCGGCACCUCCAAUGGCACCUCCCCCGAGGUCCAGCAGCAGCACGAUCAGCAGCCCGGCUCCUCCUCCACCCCCUCCUCGCGCGCCUCGCCAAAUGCCAACGGGCACAGCCACUCCUUUGGCACUGGCACUCCAAGCGGGAAUGCGGACGGGAACGGGCAGGCGCACGAGAGCGACGAUGGCGCGUCAACGACGUCGGCCAUGUCCGGCACGCUGCGCGAGCGUCGCAUGGCCGCACGCGCGCGCCGCGCCCAAGAGCACGGCGGACAGGCCAUGCCCGCCGAGUUCCUACACAACGCCGGCGUCCUGCCUAACAUCUCCACCGCGCGCCCACAGCCGCGGCACUACCAGCAGCAACAACAACAGCAACAACAACAGCAACAACAACAGCAACAGCAACAACAACAACAACAGCAACAACAACAGCAACAACAACAGCAACAACAACGCCCGCCGAAGAACCCGGCGCGCCGCAGCGUGCUGCUGCAGGCCCAGAGUGAGCAUAUGCGGAGAGGGCCCGCGUCCGCGCCCUCUGGCCUUUCUCCACACCAGCACCAGCAAGAGCACCAGCGCCCCUCGCAUUCGCCGCAGCAAUCGCAGAAGGAUGAGGAGGAGGAGGAGGAGGAGCUGCUAGCCUCACUGGCAGCAGCGUCGGAACAGAGCAGGGAGGCUGCUGCGCAGGCGAGCGAGGAAGAACGGGAACGCGCAGCGAGGACCGAGGAGCAGGCGAGCGAGGAAGAACGGGAACGCGCAGCGAGGACCGAGGAGCAGGCGCGCGAACAUCGGUGGCAGCAGCAGCAGCGCGAGGUGGGCGAAUGCGAGGGUGAUCGGGCGCCCGCGCGCCAAGAACCGCGCGUGACCGCUGCUCCGAGCGCGAGCCAAAGCGAGAGCGAGCACGAGCAGGAUUUGCGAAGAGCUUUCGAGGAGGUCAGCGAUGAGCUGCAUCACACCCUGCUCGUCGAGACUCGCAUACGAGAACAGAGCGCCGGCGGGAGCAGGCAAGGCCAGGUGCCAUCCCGCCGCGCUGCAAACCAGGACAGCGACUCGUAUGCAGAUGCCAGCAACAGCGUCGCGAACAACAUGGACUACGAUCAUGGCAAGUUUCAGCUCCAGACCCAGGUGCCGGCGCAACCGCCCUUCGUCUCUGCCAACGCGGCGUCGGCGGCGCCUGUUGCUCUGCCAUUGGCGUUCGCGAGCAGCUCCGCCGCUGCCCCACGUGCUAUCGAUCACUGGGACGAUACUCUCGCCGCGGUCCCGAACGAUACGCUUCCGCCGCUUCCGUCGUACGACAGCGUCAUUGCGCAACAGCGCUACCAGCAGGAGCUCGCAGUGCGCGGGAGCAUGCGCCCCGCACAGCAACAAAACCACCACCAGCAAGCCCUGCAACGAGCCGCCAGCGCCGAGCCGGUUGACAGCCGGCCUGAGACCGAGCCGCUGCUGAACAAAAGCGUCGAGAAUCUGCACGAUGCACCCUUCCGCGGCGGGCGUAGCAGCCUACGCGCCGGUGGAGGUGCAGGGCGCGGCGGCGAGCCGGACUAUGGAUCAGGGUCGGACAUUGAAGGCGCCCCGCGGAGGCUCGGAGGGGGAGGGGGGAGACCGGGUGCCGACCCGGAUUGGCCGACGUACCUGCACGACAACGCCUCGGAGGAAUCAGCGACAUCCAGCUUGCGCUUGCAGCUGGGCAUUCCCGCCUCGCAGCAGAACGACCACCGCGACUCGAAUGGGUCCACGUUGCACCUCUCGCGCAUCAUUCCGCAGCCGCAGCUGCAAACGCAGACGCAAGCACGUGGGCAGCCUGCGCCGCUCUUGGCCAGCAUCAGCGGACAGGGUAUGCGCGCGCCCGUCUCGCCCGCCAGCGCUCCUGACUAUCCGCAGCGGCCCGACUACGCGCGGUCGAACAGUGCCUCGACUGUGCCGCGCAACGCGUCGCGUCCGGGCAGCGGCGCGGCGCCACCCCUGCACGCGCUGUCCCAGUCUGCAUCGCGCGCGGGGCCCAGCGAAGAGUUCCGGCCGGCGUCGCCGGACCGGCUGUCCAAUGCGCCGUCCAGCCGGUGGGGCGCUGACUCCAUCGCCGGCUACGAGCCGAACGAGCCGUGGGGCACGCUGCGCGAAGACGAUAUCGAGUAUGAGGAGGUGCGCGAGGCGCAGCAGCAGCUCAGCCUCUUCGGCAUCCGGCGCCGGCUCGUGGUCAUGUAUCCGCAGCUGGGCACACGCUCGCUGACGUCAGCGCGGGAGCCGCUAGAGACGACUGUCAAUGAUGAUGACGAGGAGGGCGCCUUGUCCGGCGGCAUGGGCGCGUUCGGGCAGGAUGUGCUGAUGAGCGAGAAGCAUAUGCGCAAGAUGGAGGAAAAAUACGAGGCUAGAGAGAAGGACCUGACCAUUGAGGCAUGCAGCAAGCAGGAAAUGGCUAGCGUCACGGUCAGUGUUUACACUGAGUCGCGCGACGGGAGAUGGAACAUUCGCAGGUCCGUCGAGGCUGAAGGAGACGAGAUCGCUCCAGAGCCGCCAGGUGCCAUGGAUCCCUGGAGUGUUCCGAUCGAUGCAAAAGGCAUCUUGGCGCGAAAGAAGCUCAAGUCGAAUGUUGAACUCACUGCGACGCGGAUGAAAGUCCGCUGUCCGGCAUGUCUGCGCGCGACGAGGCUCGACCUCACGUGCCACUCCUGCCAAGGCACGCUCGUCGUCGAGAUGAGCUACGUCGUCACCGUCACCCUGCGCGUGGCCAACUUUCUCCCGCUCAAACUGCCGUCAAUGCACCUGGCUGGCGCGCGUCAGCCACAUAUCAAAUACGUCGACACUAUCGACCCGGGGCAUCGCAGCAGCGUGCUGCGGGAUCGGGCGUUGGACGGGACGCAGAGCGCAGCGCAGCGUGUCGGCAAGCAGCAUUACCAGCAGCACAGCGCGCGGCUGCUGGUGGCCAAGGCACGUGUCGAGCGCCGCGGCGUGCUUAGCAUUGCCGUAACUUCGAGCAAAACCAAGGUUCGGCGGACAUUCGACGUGUCCGACGGGCCGCAGGGCAAGAUCACGGACACAAGCGAGUUCACGCGCGGAGCGGGCCAAACGGCCGAGCGCAGUUCCAAGUCGCUCAACAUCAGCCGUUCCUCCAAUGGCAUCUCUCGCAGCAAGACGGGGCGUGACACCCAGGAGGUGCUGCAAUCGAGCAACAGGAGCAUCGCGGGAGGCUACGCGGGCAGCAUGUACGCGCCGAGCACCUACGCGCCUAGUACGUCCAAUGUCUCCGUCUUUUCUUCUCGCAGUGCCAAGGCCAAGGCAGCAUUCAAGAGCGUUUUCUCAAAGUAACAGUGGAGCAUAUGGACACGGGGCUGCGCUUUGGAGCGCCUGUAGUGUUUGUUCAAGUGUUUAUAAAGGGGGCAUAAGCGGAGGGAAAUAUUGUUCAGAUGUUCACACAACUCUGUUCACGGUUCAGCUCCUUCGAGACUUGCUUGCAUUCAGCAUUUCUACUCAACUCUCUCGCUGGCGGUUGUAGUCACCUUCCCAGCCAAAACAAGGGCUGGCUUGCAGGGAGAAGGCUGAUGCUGUCUGCAAUGCCGUUCUAUCGUUCGACGAUGAGCAAGGAGGUGUUCUAUGUGUUAAUUUGUGUGCUCCAAAGCCCCCAUUCGAACA